AUGCUGUUUGAUGAAUGUCAGUCAAUGCCCUGCGUGCCUAAACCUCAACAACGGUCGCCAAAUGCUUCCUUCAACCCGGCGCACGCUCAGUAUGCGUGCUGUUUUCAACAGUUACACUCGAAUACGGGCGCCAUUCUCAUCGCCGUGUUCCACAUCAUCCUGUGCAGCGGUAUAUUCACGUGGCUUGUGAAGUGCAUUGCCACCGAAAAAUCAAGGAUCGAGCUUGCCGCUGAAAUUUUUCUCGCCUCAUUAUGCCUUAUUGCUGCCAUUAUUUUAUUGCUUGGAUUGAAACUCGAAAGUCGCAGACUACUCACUGGUUAUGUUCUUGCUCAGACACUUCUCGUUGGCCUUCUCUUUGUAUUAUUUCUCGCACUUAUAAUGGGCAUUAAGCCCGGAAUUCUCGACGACCCGGAUCAAAACGGAUACAAUUCUCUAGAAGAGGAACUUCUGAUAGUUUUGGAAAUUUUCAUCUCGCUCGCCGUGGUAAUCAUUGAAGUUUGGUUCCUGACAAUUGUCCUCAAAGCCUACUCGUUUUUCACCGACAAGUACAACUACACCGGCGGAGACCGCGAGGACAACGUGUGAAAUUGAUUGCCAAUCGUUUUUUUUUGUAAUUUUUUUUCUGAAUGUUUGCUAGUGUGAUAUUUUUUCCCCUUCCAUGUACAUGUACAUUUUCCCCUCUUCAACCACCUACCCAAUUUUCUCUUUUUGAAUCAAAAAUGUAUUAUCCGAAUCCUCAAAAAAAAAAGAAGAAAAAGAAGAAAAAAAACGUUCACCGCCCAAUAUUCUAUAUUUAUUUUAUCCGGAAAAAGUUCGUUUUGAAUAAAAUAUAAAAUGGAAA
This is a messenger RNA of Caenorhabditis elegans, 841 nucleotides long. RefSeq lists its product as uncharacterized. Lineage: Eukaryota; Metazoa; Nematoda; Chromadorea; Rhabditida; Rhabditidae. The record is from RefSeq and is marked reviewed. The transcript has 5 exons. Gene Ontology annotation, cellular component: endomembrane system. The coding region runs from base 1 to 585 and encodes 194 amino acids.